Molecule: messenger RNA, 2667 nt
Organism: Triticum dicoccoides
Lineage: Eukaryota; Viridiplantae; Streptophyta; Magnoliopsida; Poales; Poaceae
Exons: 1
Coding region: 1-2667 (888 amino acids)
Source: RefSeq, a predicted model, not a curated record
AUGAGCCUCUCAAGUGCUGUGCAAUGGUGGGAGGACUGGCAACUGCGCAUCCUCGUUCUCGGCAGCCUCUUUGUUCAGUGGCUCCUCUUCUUUUCUGCCAGCAUGCGUAAGCUCCCUAUCCAUUCUGUGUACAGAUACGUAAUAUGGAUGUCAUACCUGGGCAGCGACGCUCUGGCCAUAUACGCCCUUGCCACCCUCUUCAACCGCCAGGGGAGGCAAGAUUGUAGCUCUGGGCAAGGCAAUAGCAUUCUGGAGGUGGUAUGGGCACCGGUUCUCCUGAUCCACCUGGGAGGGCAGGACCUCAUAACUGCCUACAACAUUGAAGACAAUGAGCUAUGGACGCGACACAUCUUCACCUCUGUAUCUCAGGUCACCGUAGCCAUCUACGUGUUCUGCAAAUCAUGGCCAGGCGGCGACAUGAGGUUGUUGCUGGCAUCAAUCUGUUUAUUCGUCGUGGGGAUCCUCAAAUGCGUUGAGAAACCCCAGGCUCUCAGGAGCGCUAGCAUUAACAGCCUAGUCAGCUCUUCUGGCCCUGCUCUGAGAAGGAACACAGACGGAGAAGGCGGGAUCAAUUCGCUUGAAGACUACGUGAAAAAAGCAAGGGCUUUUGUCCAGACCAACCCCCGUCAUCAAGCACAAGAAGGUGAUGCUCAAGCACAAGGAGAACACGCUGCCAUGGACAUUGAGGCCGACUAUCAGCCUCGAGCACAUGGAGAAGUUACCACCAUGGAUAUUCAGCCUGACCACCAUCCUCUGUCCUCGAGCACAUGGAAAAGCCGCCUAAACCAAAUAAUAGAAGAAAGAAGCCGCCGUUACAAACAAAGGGUAAAAGAAAUAAAAAGCCUAGUUGAUGACUAUAAUAUGACCCUUGAGGUCUAUAAGCUAUUUCUGGACCUUGCAUCAUCGUAUCAUGAUCGGCUUGCUAUCCUUGAAUUCAUCUGGGUACGUGAUGGAAACCAAGCAUAUGGUUUGUUGCAAAACAGGCUAUCCGGCGCGUUCGAUCUUCUCUACACCAAAAGAAAGAUGUUCAGCCUAAUGGAAAAAAGACGCAAGGAAAACUCAACAAUCUGGGUUUUUCUUUCUGACUGCGUACGUGUAUCAGCUGCAUUUCUGCCAUGGGCAGCCAUCAGCCUCUUCCACAAGAGUCACAGAGAUGCUUAUAAUGCUAACGAUGUGAAGGUUACCUAUGCCUUGUUAUGUUGUACAGCAGUGCUGGAGAUUUGCUCUUCUUGCAUGACCAUGAGAGACCAAGGCUAUGCCGGUUCUGACCAAGGGGAAGCCAGUUCUGGUUCUCGGGUUGCUAAAUAUAAACAGGCAAGAAGAAAAGUUGUGCUGCAUUUAAGAGUAAUUGUUAUCUGGUUCCAGUGUCCACCGAUCAUGGACUGGCUCGCUAACCUUCUUAGGGCACUAAGACAGUUCAGCAGUAAGGCACUCUUAAAUAGCUUUGUAGCCCAAUAUAAUCUGGUAUGGUUCUUUGCAUGUAACAAAAGGCGGUCCUCCUGGAAGAUGCACAUCGCGAAAUUCUUUAACUGCAAGGACUUUGUUGACCAGUAUUGUGGGUCCAUGGUGCCCUGCAACUCAACCGUUGCAAUUACAGAGUUGGUUCUGGAGUAUGUGAAGAAAGGAUGGGAAGAUCAAAUAAAAGAUGCCGACAGUUAUUGGAAGUUCAAUGAUCGCAGGGGCUGGGGGACUCUUCAGGUCAACAAGUGCGACCAAGAGCUGGGCUACAGCUUAAGGAGACCAUUCGAUGAGAGUGUUCUUCUCUGGCACAUCGCCACGGAUUUCUGCUUCUACUACAUUGGCGCAUCAGCAGAUCACCAGUGUGCCACUGCUCAGUGUAUUCAAGAUGCUUCUGGUGAGGGUCAUGGGUGUGCUGUUUGGUGUGAAAGAUCUCCUCAUCAUGAAAGAGCCAAUCGGUGCAGAGAACUGUCCAACUACAUGAUCUACCUACUCUUUAUCAAUCCUGAGAUGUUAUUGCCUGGCACUAGGCGGAAUCUGUUCACAACUGCUAAUGCGGAUCUGGAGGAGAUCCUCAAGGAUGAAAAUACAUCGCUCAAAAAGAUUCUCAAGGACGAGCCUUCACUCAUGGAGAUCUUGGGGAAAAAAGAUUCAAAUAUCUGGAUUAUUUGGAAGGUCUUGUUCGACGCCAAAAGAAAAUGGCGUGAGGAGACCAAAAGAGGACUUGUGCAAACAGUAAUCUCCAAGGUGCAGUCCACAGAAUGCAGUGAAGUUGUCGCAUGCACAAAAUUGUCACCGAAUGCAGAGACAAUCUCCAAGAAGCAGCCCACAGAAUGCAUAGAAUUGCCGUCAGAUGCAGAGAUACUCUCCAAGGUGCAGCCCACACAAGGUUUUAUCAUUGAUGCAUGGAAGCUUGCUGAAGCAUUGUUAGAUUUUGGUGAUGAGAAGAAGAUGUGGGAGGUGAUUGAAGGCGUGUGGGUGGAGAUGCUCUGCUUCUCGGCCAGUAAGUGCCGAGGGUACCUACAUGCCAAGAGUUUGGGCACUGGCGGGGAGCUGCUCACAUAUAUCUGGCUCCUGCUGUCGCACAUGGGGAUGGAGACCUUGCCGGAGAGGCUGCAGAGGGCGGAGUUUUCAAGUGAAGAAGGAAAUGCCGGUGCCUCUUCAUCGACUUCCCAGGUCAGCGAUCCCACCGGGGAAGCCAUUGUUUGA